This is a messenger RNA of Ochlerotatus camptorhynchus, 2073 nucleotides long. RefSeq names its product bulli (gene Bulli). Gene Ontology annotation, cellular component: Mon1-Ccz1 complex; late endosome membrane; lysosomal membrane. Gene Ontology annotation, biological process: regulation of autophagy. The transcript has 4 exons. The record is from RefSeq and is a predicted model, not a curated record. NCBI's taxonomy places the organism in Eukaryota, Metazoa, Arthropoda, Insecta, Diptera, Culicidae. Bases 38 to 1957 code for a protein of 639 amino acids.
ACCAAAAUAUGUGCAUCUAAAAAAAUCGCCAGAAAAUAUGGAUAAAACUACGGACUUCCAGCACUACUACCUGGAACUGUCGCCGGAUCCGGUUCGGUUCGAUGCCGUGAGCCAGCUGACGAAUGUUUUCUUCGACGAUGCCAAACAGCAGGUAUUCGCGGUCCGUUCCGGCGGAGCCACGGGAAUCGUGGUCAAGAGUGCCAACGAUUCGCAGAGCAUAUCCUUUUGUAUGGAAGAUCGGGGUACCAUUCGAUCGAUCAAGUUUGCACCCGACAACCAAGUUCUGGCCGUCCAGCGGAAUGAGACUGCAGUGGAAUUUGUCCCCUUUAAUUCCAGCAACCAACCAGUCGUGGCAGACAUGCUGGUCCAUCAGGGGAAGAAUAUCAUCUACGGAUUCGUGUGGGUUCAUGACCGACAGGUAGCGCUAAUCUCGAACGGUGGAGUGGAGAUUUUCCAACUGAACUUCGAGAAGCGAACAUUGAAGUCGGUCAAAUCGCUGAACACAACGGUCAAUUGGUUCAGCUUCUGUCCCACUUCUAACUUUGCUCUGCUGUCGUCGAAUAUGGGUUCGAUCUUGACACCGGUUCUGUUAAAACCUUCGACCAUAACGAAACUUCCCCGGCUGGAGUUAGGAACGGGGCAAGGCUGUUCCGGACGGGAUGUCACGUUGGCCCAACUGUACGGCACGAAUGCCAUCAUGAUCCUGAAGCAGCUGCAGAACCGUCAAUUCGAGGUGGUAAUUUACCUUCUCAACGGUCCGGGGUUGGCACCGAGAAAGUCUCACAUCCUUCGGCUGGGUCAAAACGGUCGUUUUGCCAUGAAUAUCGUCGACGAUGUGGUGGUGGUGCACCAUCAAGCCACAGCCACCUCGAUGCUAUUUGAUAUUGCACUCGGAGGUGGCGAAACGGAUGCUAAUUCCGGCGCUCUUAUCCAUCAGCCGAUCAUUCCGGCUAAGGCGAUUAAGCCGUUUGCGUUGGAGGUACCGAGCAUUUCCCUCGAUGGGAAGACGGUAAAUUGCGAUCUUUAUUCACAGCACUGGGUCCUGUUUCAGCCGAACAUCGUAAUCGACGCCAAGUUGGGAUGCCUUUGGUCCGUACUGCUGAAGCUCAACUCGCUGUGCACGCUCAUCACAGAUCGCAUCCGGUUGGUGGAAUUCCUGCUGCAACGAACCGAUGGGAAGCCCGUUCUGCUGAACGUUCUCAAAGAGAUGAUGAGUACGAACUACAGUGGAACCAUGCUGCCGGUGAUCGAAAGCGUCUUCAACAAGCUCAAUUCGCUCUACAAGACCGUGCUGGACAGUGAACUGCAGAGUCAGAUGGCGCUGAUGUCCCUUUCGAGCAAGUCCCAGUCGCAAAAACACACGGUCCCUCCGCGAGUCCUGAUCGAUCAAGCCGACAUGUAUACGGCCGUAUUUUCCUCCAUCACUGAAGCUGAGCAGCUGGGCAAGAUCUUGCUUCUGUAUCUACAUUCCUUGGCCCGCUACGGUAUCGCUCCUAGCCACGAGCUGAGCAAACAGAUCGUCAUUGAUUUGGUCAAGAACAAGCAAUUUGACACCCUCCAGAACCUGCUCAAGUAUUCCGCUCUGAGUGAAUCGAAACCACUGGCGUGCUUUCUGCUCUCGCUGUCCAAUUCGGAUCCGUCGAUCUCGCAGAUGGCCCUGGAUAUGCUGGCCCGGUUGAAUGCCAACGAGAUCAUACUGGAGGUUCUGCUGGAGAAAGGACAGGUCAUCGAGGCGCUGAGGAUUGCCAAGCAGAUGCCCGGUGCGGAUUCGCUGCCAGCCAGGAAGUACCUGGAGGCUGCCUUCAAAGUCCGGGACCCGUUGGUAUUCCACUCGGUGUACAACUUUUUCCAAGCGAAGAACAUCAGAGUGCGGGGGUCGCCGGAUUUUCUGAAACAUGAGCAAUGCGGGGAGUAUAUGCAACACUACCAGACGUUGAUUAGCACGCAAUGUCUGUAGAGGCGGUUUGUACAGGUAAGAAUUCCUUAUUGGCUAAGCCUUGCGAUAUCUUCUAUAUUAUAUUAUAUGCAAAAGUUGUGAUUUGUGUAGAUUUAGUAAACUGCAUACUUUAGUUA